GUAGCGUAUAUUGGGUUAUUUAAAUAAAUACAUGGCUAAAUAAUAUUAAAUAGAAAUAAUUAUAGCACCACGUACAAUGUCCAAAUUAAAAUAAUUUUAAAUAUUUAAGAAAUGAUAAAUUUUAUUCCUGCGAGCUACUGAAAUAUCGGUAAACUUCGGUUUGGUCAUCACUUCAACGAUUUGCGUAUGACCUGCGUAAAACCAUGUUUAUGUUUACGUACUCUUAUUAACAAACCAGAUUGUGAAAGUUUUGUCUUUUAAAUUAUUAUGGAAUUUUUCGCUGUGUGCGUGAAGGAGGAAGUAUUUUUCUUUUCAUAUAUUAUUUCAAUAAAUUGAUUAUAUUAAAUGGAGUCGCAAAGUCUUUUAGGAGCUCAAUCUUCAACUUUAAAUAGUAGCGGCAGUACUGCUACUGUUACAGAUGAAGACUGGACGGAAGAAUCUAGUAAUAGUUCUUAUACCGAUUCUGAUAGCACCAUACCAGAAUGGGAGCCUUAUGUAGACGAUUUUACUGGAGAAUUACUUUAUAUUGAAUGUCACCCCUUUGUUGUACAAAAUAAAGAUACAAGAAUAAACAAAACUGUAGCUUCAGAACCACUUUCUAGAACAAAUUUGAGACGCAGUACAAGAGGCAAGUUUUUGCGACUCUUAAGACGUCGAGAUAGUAAAAGAAAAAGUAAGAGGAAUAUUAAGUUUAUCGAUGUGGGUGAUAACAACACUUCUAAAGUUAAAUUUCAGGAGUUACAUGAGGGCGAAGAAAAAGAAGUCAUGUUAGAUAUUGAUGCAGAAAAUAGACACAACUUAAGUAGUGAUACAUCUCUAGCUGAAUCAUUGUUGGGACUUGUAGUAAGUUCAUUAUCUGAUGGAAAUCGCGUUAUGAUAGCAGGUUUUUCUUAUGACAGUAAAGCAAAACAAGAGAGGAACAUUAAAAUUGGAGAUUGGUUGAAAAGUAUCAAUAAUAUAGAAGUUAAUGUACAAAAUUUAGACGAUGUUCUACAGAAAUUCAUAAAUAGGAAUGAAGUAUUGUUGAAACUACAAAGAGUAGCUGGAAUAGAGGUUACAAAGGACCCUCCAAUUAACGAACUUAAUAUAGAGUCGGAGUUUGUUAGGGAAUUAUUAAAUUCCAAGUCGGAAGAAGAACAAGGUCUCCUGGAAACAUUAUGUAAACAUCCUAUUGGAAUUUUGUACAUAAAUACUGAAAAUUUGAGUGAAAAAAAUCAAAAUAAUGAAGAUGUAACUUACUGUUUCCCGAAACCUAUACAAAAAAAUAUUUUAGCUACAUCUCGUGGGAUGUUUAUAACAGUAAAUCACUUACUGUAUGAUUUAACAAAAAGUCGACCAAGAGUGACUACAAUAAAAUGUAAUGGUCAACUAACAAAUGUUGUUUUUACUAAUUUAGAUAAAAAAUUGCUCCUUCUCAUGUUGCCUGAUAAUAGAGUGUCCAAACAAGAGAUUCUACUACUUAACAGUGAAAUUAUAAGACUCCUACAAUUCUGCUAUGAAACAAUAGAUAAAUGUUUCACAUCGGAAAAAUAUCUUUUACAAGUAGACCAUUUUUUCUCAAAAUUUUUUGCCAGAACUCUAAGCAGUGGUUUGUGGAGUACUGCACAGCAAUUUAUAGCUUUAGAUAAUUUAGAAUCGAAAGCUAAAGAAGUUAGUCCUUUUCAAUUUGAGGACAUCAUGCCUGUAGCACCGACAUUGAGUUUACCGGAUGAGGCUCAGCUUCAAAUUGAUGAUGCUUUGUCUGAAUUAGAAGCUAGUGAUUAUAGAGAUUGGAAUGAAGAACCUUUGGACUGCCAAAGAUUGUUUACAGUGUUAGGAAGCGCCCUUUUUCAUGCUGGUUACUUGCUUGCAUCGCAUUUUAUACAUGAAGAUCUUUUAGAUGUAUACUGCUUUUGUAAACAGCAAGGGCUUUUCCAUUUAUCUAGAACAGAACCUGUUAAAUCACUUGUACUUUGGAAAGAGGUAUUUCCAUAUUCAUGUAAUAGGAUAGAAAAGGGUAAUGCUAAAAUUCCAGAAGGUAGGAGAUAUUUGCUGGUUGUGGAAAGCGGAAAGGAUUUGUUGGCAGUGAUUAUGGAAGCAGGGGGUUGUACUGAAUCCCCUGAAGAAAACAUGGGCCCAGAUGCAUUUUAUGUAGAAGAAGCUCAAGCUACUUUGGCUCAUAUCCAAGAACUGGGUUUGGGAGAACUGGCAGAACGUUUAUUAUCACUUGAUCCACAUCCUCAAAUUGCAAGACCGUUUCCUCAUAAUAAUAGAAAAAAGGGCGAUUUUAUGAAUCUAAAUUUCUCCAAAGGAGCUUCAGGAAAGGACAUGUCAAUUUUACCAAAAAAGAAUGAAGUAACAUCUAUUUUGAAAAAAAGAAGUUCAGACAUAAAUUUCAUUGCUCCUUCGAAUUCUUCCAAUUCUUUACAAGAUGAUUCUUAUGAUGGACAGUCAGAAGGUUCCGGGAGUCAAGGAGGUUAUAGUGAAAUCAGCGACGAUUCUAGAAAGAAUUUCAGGAAAGACAAAUACGAUUCGAAUGAAGAAGAAUCUGAUACCGAUGAGUAUGGGGAAAGUAGUGUAAGUGUAACCAGUUUUGAUGUAUCUGAAAUACGCCAGUACAUUUUAUCAGAAAUAGAAGAAUUUCAACCCGUACAGUUAACUUCUGGAGAAGAGAAUAUACUGUAUCAUUUUGUGCAACUUGAUAUCACAGAAGGAAUUUUGUUGUGUCCACCAGAAACUCGAAAUCCAUCCCGUACUUACUCAUUCAUCAUAAAUAAAUUUAGAAAAAGUUGUCUAAGGAUCCAUUCGUUGUUUCAAAAUACAUUAAAGUUCAAGACUAUUCCUGUUCAAGAUAUAGCAAAAUCUGUCAUGAAUAAAAGUUUGAUAGCUAUAAGAGAACAUGGUAUAUUGUUUGAAUGUCCGUUUCUUGAUGAACAGGACAAAAAAAAUAAAAUUAGGUACUGGGUGUUAGGGAGACUGUUCUAUGUACCCCAUCCGAAGGAAUUGUAUGUUUGUUAUCGAGAUGGAAUCCCACAAAAUUUAGUAGAAAUUGCUUUUAAGUUAAAUAUGAGGACUGCUGCUUAGAUUUUAACCUUAGCCUGUGAAUAAAGUUGAAAUUUUUUAUAUGAUUCAGAGAAAUUUUACAAAAAGUUGUUGAAUUGUUAAAAAUUUACAAAUGUUUUAUUCCAUCCAUUUUAAAAUGCGUUUAUAUGAAUUUAUUAUACCCUUUUUUUUUAAAUCUUACUUUGUAUUUUUAUAAAUUUAGAUGCGAAAUGAAA
Diorhabda sublineata is the source of this 3257-nucleotide messenger RNA. RefSeq names its product protein inturned. NCBI's taxonomy places the organism in Eukaryota, Metazoa, Arthropoda, Insecta, Coleoptera, Chrysomelidae. Bases 346 to 3063 code for a protein of 905 amino acids. Gene Ontology annotation, biological process: nervous system development; establishment of planar polarity; cilium assembly. Gene Ontology annotation, cellular component: cilium; cytoplasm. The record is from RefSeq and is a predicted model, not a curated record. The transcript is spliced from 9 exons. Gene Ontology annotation, molecular function: protein binding.